Echinops telfairi (small Madagascar hedgehog) is the source of this 3555-nucleotide messenger RNA. RefSeq names its product leucine rich repeat and fibronectin type III domain containing 2 (gene LRFN2). The record is from RefSeq and is a predicted model, not a curated record. Bases 12 to 2384 code for a protein of 790 amino acids. The transcript is spliced from 2 exons. Lineage: Eukaryota; Metazoa; Chordata; Mammalia; Afrosoricida; Tenrecidae. Gene Ontology annotation, cellular component: cell surface; postsynaptic density membrane. Gene Ontology annotation, molecular function: protein binding.
GUGACCAGAUCAUGGAGACCCUGCUUGGUGGCUUGCUGGCGUUUGGCAUGGCGUUUGCUGUGGUCGACGCCUGCCCCAAGUACUGUGUCUGCCAGAACCUGUCUGAGUCACUGGGGACCCUGUGCCCCUCCAAGGGGCUGCUCUUCGUGCCCCCGGACAUCGACCGGCGCACGGUGGAGCUGCGCCUGGGCGGCAACUUCAUCAUCCACAUCGGCCGCCAGGACUUCGCCAACAUGACGGGGCUGGUGGACCUGACGCUGUCGCGGAACACCAUCAGCCACAUCCAGCCCUUCUCCUUCCUGGACCUGGAGAGCCUGCGCUCCCUGCACCUGGACAGCAACCGGCUGCCCAGCCUCGGGGAGGACACGCUCCGCGGCCUGGCCAACCUGCAGCACCUCAUUGUCAACAACAACCAGCUGAGCGCCAUCGCCGACGAGGCCUUCGAGGACGUCCUGCUGACGCUGGAAGACCUGGACCUCUCCUACAACAACCUCCACGGCCUGCCCUGGGACGCCGUGCGCCGCAUGGUCAACCUCCACCAGCUGAGCCUGGACCACAACCUGCUGGAGCACAUCGCCGAGGGCACCUUCGCCGACCUGCAGAAGCUGGCCCGCCUCGACCUCACCUCCAAUCGGCUGCAGAAGCUGCCACCGGACCCCAUCUUCGGCCGCUCUCAGGCCUCCCUGCUGACCGCCACCCCCUUUGCCCCACCCUUGUCCUUUAGCUUUGGGGGGAACCCCUUGCACUGCAACUGUGAGCUGCUCUGGCUGCGGAGGUUGGAGCGCGAGGACGACUUGGAGACGUGCGGCUCCCCGGGCGGCCUCAAGGGCCGCUACUUCUGGCACGUGCGCGAGGAGGAGUUCGUGUGCGAGCCGCCACUCAUCACCCAGCACACGCACAAGCUCCUGGUCCUGGAGGGCCAGGCGGCCACCCUCAAGUGCAAGGCCAUCGGGGAUCCCAGCCCCCUCAUCCACUGGGUGGCCCCCGAUGACCACCUGGUGGGCAACUCGUCGCGGACGGCCGUGUACGACAACGGCACCCUGGACAUCCUCAUCACCACGUCUCAGGACAGCGGAGCCUUCACCUGCAUCGCCGCCAACGCGGCCGGAGAGGCCACGGCCGCCGUGGAGGUGUCCAUUGUCCAGCUGCCGCACCUCAGCAACGGCACCAGCCGCGUGGCGCCCCCCAAGUCCCGCCUCUCGGACAUCACAGGCUCCAGUAAGACCAGCCGGGCAGGGGGCGGCAGUGGGGCCGCGGAGCCUCCCAAAAGCGCCCCGGAGCGGGCUGUGCUGGUGUCCGAAGUGACCACCACCUCCGCCCUGGUCAAGUGGUCGGUCAGCAAGUCCGCCCCGCGGGUGAAGAUGUACCAGCUGCAGUACAACUGCUCCGACGAUGAGGUACUGAUUUACAGGAUGAUCCCAGCGUCCAGCAAGGCCUUCGUGGUCAACAACCUGGUGUCGGGGACUGGCUAUGACCUGUGCGUGCUGGCCAUGUGGGAUGACACGGCCACCACGCUCACGGCCACCAACAUCGUGGGCUGUGCCCAGUUCUUCACCAAGGCCGACUACCCGCAGUGCCAGUCUAUGCACAGCCAGCUCCUGGGCGGCACCAUGAUCCUGGUCAUCGGGGGCGUCAUCGUGGCCACGCUGCUGGUGUUCAUCGUCAUCCUCAUGGUGCGCUACAAGGUCUGCAACCACGACGCCCCCAGCAAGAUGGCAGCCGCCGCCGUCAGCAACGUGUACUCGCAGACAAACGGGGCCCAGCCACCCCCCAUGGGCAGCGCGCCUGGUGGGGGACCCCUGCCAGGACCGCCCAAGGUGGUGGUGCGGAGUGAGCUGGUCGAGUUCAGUGCCAGCCUGGCCCGGGGCAGCGACUCCUCUUCCUCCAGUUCCCUGGGCAGCGGGGAACCGACGGGACUGGGACGGGGUCCCUGGAGGCUCCCACCUCCUGCCACGCGCCCCAAGCCCAACCUUGACCGCUUGAUGGGGGCCUUUGCCUCCCUGGACCUCAAGAGCCAGAGAAAGGAGGAGCUGCUGGACUCCAGGACUCCAGGCGGGAGCGGGUCGGCCACAGCUGCCAGGGGCCACCACUCGGACCGAGAGCCCCUGCUGGGUCCCCCCGCAGCCCGGGCCAGGAGUCUGCUCCCCUUGCCCCUGGAGGGCAAGACCAAACGCAGCCACUCCUUUGACAUGGGAGACUUCGCAGCUGCCGCAGCUGGAGGGGUUGCCCCUGGUGGCUACAGCCCCCCUCGGAGGGUCUCGAACAUCUGGACAAAGCGCAGCCUCUCUGUCAAUGGCAUGCUCUUGCCUUUUGAGGACAGUGACCUGGUGGGGGCCAGGGGGACAUUCGGCAGCUCUGAGUGGGUCAUGGAGAGCACUGUGUAGGCCUGGGGGCUGGGGCCGGGUGGACACUCUCUCACCCAUCCUCCUAGGAUGGACAAGGGGAAAGAGUCCUUACUGGCAAGUCUUUGUGGGGUUUCCAUGGUGAUGUUUACAUCCAGGUACAGCUUCCUCUCCCUGUCAAAACCCUCUUUGCCCACAUACCACCCACAGCACCCUCCCUGGCCCGUCCCUCCCCCCCAAACCCCCCUAAUCACCACCACCACCCACCCACCACUCAGGGAAAGUGGACUUGCUGGAAUGUGGGACUGACCCCCGAGUGUUUGGAAAGGCCAGACGCCUGCCUUUCCCACCACAAAUGGAGCUGAUGAGCAAGUGGCUACGGAUUGCUGAUGGUCCCAGUAUUGUUUGAUUUCAUAAUUAUUUUGGUUUUUCUUUUUCCAUCUCCUGGACUCCUCUUCAUUCACACACAGGUAAUCAAGAGUUUGCCCCACAUAGGAAAGGUCCGUUCCCAGUGGGUACCAGUGCACAGAGGACGGGGAUGGUACUGGUUCCACCCCUGCCCAGACCCCUUGUGGUUCCCAACCACCCACAUACCUGAUGCCUGGCUCAGUUCCCUUUGCUUCUCAACCAUACCCUAAGUCAUCCCAUCAGCUUCACCGGAAGGAGAAGACCUAAGACUUCCUGGGGUGGGGACUAUAGGGAUAAGGGAGCUGAGGGCUUGGAGUUGCAUAUGGAGUUUCGCCUCUUAUGGGCAGCAGGGACAGGGUGGCUUCAUGGACAGGUGCGCUAGGCCAAGAAAAGCUGUGGGGGGUGACAGAGAGAGCUCUGUAUUUGUGGUCAAAGCUCAGAAGUUGGGAUUCAGAGCCUCAACUCACUAACCAGAUGGACAACUUGGGUAAGGUUCAUUUCUUAAGCCCUCUGUUUCCCAGUUCAGAAAAUACUGAGGUUGUACUAGAGGGUCUCUAGUUCCCUUCCAAUAAGUAACAACUUCCUCUUGAUUCUGAACAUUGUGGUCACCAGCUCAGGGCUUCCUGGGGGGCAAGCUAGUGGAAAAGCAUUUUCCUAGCCUUCUGACUGGUCCGGACUCAACGCAAACCACUGCCAGUUGAGUAGCCUCCUCCUACUGACCCCAGAGGAGGAUAGAAUAAGACUGUCCUAGAGAGUUUCCAAGAGUUGUAAUCAUUUAUGCAGGACCCCUAGUGGUGCUUCAGAA